AUGUCCAUAUUUGCCAUAGAAACAAAGAAGAAAAGCUGCACCACAGUAUCAGAAGUCAUAAUCCUUGAUGUUGGUGCCACUGCUGAAGCUGACAAGGGACCUUUGCUACCCAAACAAAAGGAUACUGAUCAUGACUUGGAAGGAGACAAGGUUGAAGUUGCCACUCCAGAAUAUGACAAAGACACCAAGGAAACAACUUUCACCACUGAUGCAUUCCAUACCAGUAAAUCAAGAAAUCAAACAAACUGUUUCAAUGUUUUAAUUGGUCAGCCUUUCCUCAAGCUUACCAAGCAUCUGGAGGGUGAUGAAUCAACUGGCUUCAUUGUUAUACCUGAGUUCCAUGGGCUCAAGGCUCACCUUGCCAGUUGGGCAAAAGGACUUCAAAUUGAAGAAGAUCUUCUACCAAUGAUUGUUUCAAUGUAA
Melampsora larici-populina 98AG31 is the source of this 423-nucleotide messenger RNA. RefSeq lists its product as uncharacterized. The transcript is spliced from 3 exons. The record is from RefSeq and is a predicted model, not a curated record. Bases 1 to 423 code for a protein of 140 amino acids. Lineage: Eukaryota; Fungi; Basidiomycota; Pucciniomycetes; Pucciniales; Melampsoraceae.